AUGAGCAAGCCUAGAAAACAACAAAAAUGUAAAACGUGUGGUCACACACAGUUUGAUGUCAAUCGGUAUACUGCAGCAGGAGAUGUGUCUUGUCUUCGAUGCGGAACCGUGUUGGAAGAAAACCCCAUAGUCAGUGAAGUCCAAUUUGGUGAGUCAUCAUCAGGUGCAGCUAUGGUACAAGGUGCUAUGGUCGGAGCUGAUCAAGCAAGAGCAACGUUUGCUGGUGGUCGUCAAAAUGCGAUGGAGAGUAGAGAGCAGACUUUGAGUAAUGGUAAGCGGAAAAUUAAAAGAAUUGCAGCAGCUUUGAAGAUCCCUGAUUAUAUUGCCGAGGCUGCUGGUGAGUGGUUUAGAUUGGCGCUAACUUUGAAUUUUGUUCAAGGAAGACGGUCUAAUAAUGUGUUGGCUACAUGCUUAUAUGUUGCUUGUCGUAAAGAAAGAACCCACCACAUGUUGAUUGACUUUAGUUCGAGAUUGCAAAUUUCCGUGUAUUCACUAGGUGCCACUUUUUUGAAAAUGGUCAAGGCAUUACACAUUACAUCAUUACCCCUAGCAGAUCCUUCAUUGUUUAUUCAACAUUUUGUAGAGAAGUUGGAUUUUAAGGAUAAGGCCACCAAAGUGGCGAAAGAUGCAGUGAAGUUAGCUCACAGAAUGGCUGCUGAUUGGAUACACGAGGGAAGGCGACCGGCAGGUAUUGCUGGUGCGUGCGUGUUGUUGGCAGCAAGAAUGAAUAACUUCCGCAGGAGCCAUGCAGAAAUUGUUGCUGUGUCACACGUUGGAGAAGAAACGUUACAAAGAAGAUUAAACGAAUUCAAAAAAACCAAAGCUGGGGAAUUGUCUAUAAAGUCGUUUAGAGAGGUUGAUAAUUUGGAGAGUUCUAACCCGCCAUCGUUUGAAAAGAACCGUGCCAUGGAAUUGAAAAUCUCCAAGAAGCUACAACAGCAACAAACAGAUAACUUUGAAGACUUAACAAAGAUGACAGAAGAAGAGAGAAAUUCCGUGUUUGGCAAAUUAUCUAAAGAAGAAGCCCAAAAGCAGUUGUUGAUGAAUACAAUUUUAAGCGAUAUCACCAUCACCUCCGAAACCCUUAAUGAUCAGAUGGACAGAAUCUUGAAAAUGAAGAAAACCAGUUUGGAAAAUUCUCUUUACAAAACACCUUAUGAAUUGGCAUUAGCCAAUGGGUCAGAAAACGAUCCUACAAGGAUAUGGAAUAUUAAUAAACCGAGGAACCUUGUGGCAAACUUACCCAAAACAGACGAUAUUUUACAGAACGUUUCUUCAGAAGUGGAAUUAAACUCGGAUGAUGACGAUGAGAUUGUACGAGAAAGCAAACUUACCGAAGAAGAAGUUGCUAUUAAGGAAAGGAUUUGGACUGGGUUGAACCAUGAUUAUUUGGUUGAGCAGGAGAAAAAGAGGUUGAAACAAGAAGCAGAUGAACUUACAGGCAACACUUCAAAAACUUCGAGUAGCAAUCGUCGUAAAAGAAAUAAGUCUUCAUUACCUGCAGAGUUACGUAAAGAACUUGGUGAUAUUGAUUUGGAUGAAGAUGGAACUCCAAGAUCGGCUGCCGAUAGUGCAAAGAUGUAUAUUUCAAAGACAUCCGUGUCUAAGAAGAUUAAUUAUGACUCGCUUAAAGGGUUACUAGGAGGCAAUAUGGGAUUUUAA
Messenger RNA from Candida dubliniensis CD36, 1662 nucleotides. RefSeq names its product transcription factor TFIIIB subunit (gene BRF1). Gene Ontology annotation, cellular component: transcription preinitiation complex; nucleus; transcription factor TFIIIB complex. Gene Ontology annotation, molecular function: RNA polymerase III type 3 promoter sequence-specific DNA binding; TBP-class protein binding; RNA polymerase III general transcription initiation factor activity. Lineage: Eukaryota; Fungi; Ascomycota; Pichiomycetes; Serinales; Debaryomycetaceae. Gene Ontology annotation, biological process: DNA-templated transcription initiation; transcription preinitiation complex assembly; transcription by RNA polymerase III. The transcript has a single exon. The record is from RefSeq and is a predicted model, not a curated record. Bases 1 to 1662 code for a protein of 553 amino acids.